GGAAAUCCAUCUUGUAUCGAGUAGCAAAGGCACUGAACCAGACUUGAAAAAGAGAGUCAACUGGUUUUCAAGUCUCUCCGAUAAAUAUAAAUAAAGUUAUUAGAGAAAAAUUGCACCAAAAAGAAGCACAAUUGGAUAAGUAAUGCCCAUUACCAGAUUACGAUUGAAGGUAUGCCUCUGUUUGUAUACUUUAGAUGGAGCCCUGUUUAAUAAAAACAAGAGAUUCCUUGAUAAGAAAAUGAAAUAAAGAAUUUACGAAAACUUGUGACCCAAGCCCUCAUCGAUCUACACUGGAAAUCACUCCAACAACAGGCUUAGAGCAUCCUUCACCUUCGAAUGAAGGAUAUGUGAACUUCAUGGGAAGAGUCCAAGGAGGCAAGAUCAGAUCACAGAGUGCAGCGGAUUAUCAUAAAAAUAAGAUUAGGAAUAGUGGAAAGAAUCAUAAAUAAACUUAACACAAUUAAAAUUCCAACAGUCAAUCCAUUUAUGAAAAAUGCUACCCCUAACUCGUUGAAUAAUGGAGUAAAGAAGCUUGAAAAUCAUGUUUUACGAUGUAAAACUCCUUCACAGAGCUAUACAAUAAAAUAUGUUGGACUUACAUUCGGCCAAAUUGGUGUUUUAAGUCAGAAAGUCCCACUUGAGCCUGUCCAGAAAGAGGUUAAAACAAAAUAUGAAGCUCCUAAGCCUCUUUGAAAAUAAGACUGCUGAAGAUCAAAAUUGACAUUUACAAUUAAAUGAUCCAAAGUCUGUAAAGAGAAAUAAAAUAGUUGCCAAAUUAAAUACAUGCCAAAUAAAACAAGAGAAAACUCCAAAUAAAAGCGAGACUUUGAGUGAAAAUUCCCUUAAAACACCACCUAGAGAUUUAGAAAUUAUAGAAACCGCCAACACCCAGCUCCAAAGAAAAGCUACAUCCCCACAAGAAGAUGACAUUGGCAGUCCUAAGAUGAUUAACUUUGAUUUCGAUACUCUCCAUCAGAACGAUAAUUUCAGCUCAAAGAAGAACUCAGGGUGAAGCCCACCCACUAAUCUGACCCCUAAACUAUCAAAACCAUCCCAAUUUCACAACAUUCCAUACAUCCUCACCCAAAAAUAAGCCGUAUAAGAAGCCCUUUACCUCAAAAAGUCAAAAAUUAUCAAAAAGUACCAAAAAGUACCCAAAUCCUAACCCCCAUAAGCCAAUUCUUCCCCAAAAAUUCCUUGUACAGCCCAACAACACCCAAAUGAAACCUAAGAAAACUCUAAAACAGGCAUGCACAAAUCUGUCAACUAAAAGUAUAAAAACACAGAAGAAGAAUGUUGGCAAUAAGACAAGUUAUCUUCUUAAGAGGCAGAAUAAAAGUGGUUCGGGGAGUUAUGUCAAGAGUGCUGAGAGAAGUGGGGUAGCUGGGGAAGAAGGUAAGGAAAUAAAGAAGGUGAAAAUUACCAAACAUGAGUUCUUGAGCCAGUCUAGGAGCUCCUCUGGGGCUCUUUUGAGAGGAGAUAAGAGUUUGAGUUGUUUUAAGAAGAAGAAAGAGGAAUAUUUGGUGAAUAAUUAUGCACUCCCGAGAGGUCUGAGUUCUUGCCAGAGAGUUCCGGUUCUUUCUGAGAGUGAGAAGUUCUUUGAUAAUAAGUACUCCAAGCAAGCCAUUGGAGAACUUAAGAUUAAGAACUGUUUUACUAUUUUAGAAAGGAUCGGUGAUAAUGUUGGGUUUAGAGGCUGAGACCCAUACUUAACUUCUCAAGGGAGAAGGAGAAAUCCUAUAUUGCAAGUGAAAAAUUUCACACAGAUAGAGAGCUCAGGCCAAAAACAAUGCAGAUUAUAAGAAAUACAAACGAUCUUAAUAUUAAAACUGCCACUGAGGAAUUUGAUAAGAAUGGGAGGGUACUGAAUCCAAAUUUCAGCGUUACUCCUUCAAAAAGCUUAGCCAGCAUGGCUAACUUAGGAGUGAGCUCAAUAAUUACAUCUCCAAUUUGUUACACUGACAGCGAGAACAAGGAUAUCCAAAAGGUAAAGAACUUGGUGAAUAAAUACAAAUCAAAUCAACUAGCUACACAUAAAUAUGUGGAAGACACUGAACUUCAUGAAAAUCUCAUCUCUGGCGGCAGCUCCCCAACCAAGAUGAUGAAAGAUGAAUCGAUAGAUAUUCAAUGCCAGAUUGUAAAGAAGAAUUCUGAUUUAGAAAUUCCUAAACAAGAAAAUUUAUUUAAGAACGAAGAUAUUCAUAAAAGCAUCAAUAACAGCUCUAAAAAGCAAGAAGGUAAAUGUAUGGGAUUAAUGUGAUACAGGGAGCAUAUUUGAAGUGCCAUUUCUACAAACCAGAAAGGAUCAGAGCCCGUUAGUAAGUAUUCCCUCCCCCUACCCUUCAUUCUUGCCACCUCAUGGUCUACCCUACAACCUCUCUAACCUGUACCUUAGCCAGAGCCAAGCUCAAAUGAAGAACUGUUCCUACAAUUUAUAAAGUUCAAGUCUAAAAAUAAGU
This is a messenger RNA of Moneuplotes crassus, 2459 nucleotides long. NCBI's taxonomy places the organism in Eukaryota, Ciliophora, Spirotrichea, Euplotida, Euplotidae. The record is from the annotation of a GenBank genome assembly.